Molecule: messenger RNA, 279 nt
Organism: Sclerotinia sclerotiorum 1980 UF-70
Lineage: Eukaryota; Fungi; Ascomycota; Leotiomycetes; Helotiales; Sclerotiniaceae
Exons: 1
Coding region: 1-279 (92 amino acids)
Source: RefSeq, a predicted model, not a curated record
AUGGCUUCCACACGAUUCAGUAGAUUUAUCACCCUUAAACUAUUCCUCAUUUUGACACUCGUCACUAUUGCCCAAGGAAAAGGAGGAAGAUGGGGAGGAGGAGGAAAAGGAAAGCCAAAGCCAAAGGACAGAGAUGUGCUCAAAUGUCUCUACAUAACACCCGCCGGCUACGCUGACAAUCCGGCUGCCACAAAAUCCAGAUAUACCAUCACCGUCACUUCUGGGAGUGUUAUUUCCACUCCAACUUACGGUAAGAAAUGGAAAAUCCUCCUUUCAUAA